Molecule: messenger RNA, 1553 nt
Organism: Ziziphus jujuba (common jujube)
Lineage: Eukaryota; Viridiplantae; Streptophyta; Magnoliopsida; Rosales; Rhamnaceae
Product: grpE protein homolog 2, mitochondrial
Exons: 5
Coding region: 266-1315 (349 amino acids)
Biological process (GO): protein import into mitochondrial matrix; protein folding
Cellular component (GO): PAM complex, Tim23 associated import motor
Molecular function (GO): protein-folding chaperone binding; adenyl-nucleotide exchange factor activity; protein homodimerization activity
Source: RefSeq, a predicted model, not a curated record
AAAUCUCCAUAAAAAAAUGAAAAAAACUUCACAACUUUGGAGUUAGCAAGCAAGGGCAAUUUCGUCAGAUAGAUAAGAACCUCACCGACGAACCCCAACUUCCCUUGCCUCCCUGUUUUCCUUCCUCUCCAAGCUCACAUCCUGUGUUUUAAUUUUCCCUCACUUUCCCUCACUUUCUCGCAUUUUCCUUCAAAAUCUCUAUAUUCUGCCAAAUUUCUCUGCUCGUCUAAAACCUCAGCUUCUUGACCUGUCCAAUUUUUCCGCCAUGUCCGUCAGUAGGGUUUUGAGUCGUGUCUCGAGGACAAUCCCCAGGAGCUCCUUGCUCCUCUCUUCUUCUCCGCAAAAGCACUACAUGUCGAUCCUCGCCAACCAGUCCAACUCCCUCCUUUACGAGACUCCCAGCAAGCUGGUUCCACGACAGGUUUCGUUAUUCCAUCAUUCAGCAAUCAAUCCUUCCGUCUUUCAAAGGUUUGGAAUGUCUUCAUCUGCAUCCCCUGAGCCUUCACAAAAGGAUCAUGGGAGCACUGGAGAAAAUAGUGGUGUUUCUACAAAUGGGGAGUCUGUAAAAGCUGACGCUAAAGUCUCUGCUCAACCUGAAGAUUCGGGCUCUGGAGAGGGUGAUGGAGCAAAUCAGAUGAAAGAAUCAGGUUCUAUAUCAGAAUCCCAAUCUAAAAUGUCUCAAACUGUGAAAAGAAGGAGAAGAGGUACUAAACGAACUGCAUUUUCUGAUUCAGAUUCGGAGGGUGAGGGUGAUCUUUCCAUGGAUGAUCUGGUGAAGCUUGUAGCAGAAAAGGAAGAACUAUUAAAGUUGAAGCAUAAAGAGAUUGAAAAAAUGCAAGAUAAAGUUCUCAGAAGUUAUGCAGAAAUGGAGAAUGUCAUGGACAGAACAAGACGUGAGGCAGAGAGUACAAAAAAGUUUGCGAUUCAGAAUUUUGCAAAGAAUUUACUGGAUGUUGCAGAUAAUUUAGGAAGAGCUUCUUCAGUUGUUAAAGAGAGUUUUUUGAAGAUUGAUGCAUCUAAGGACUCGACUGGAGCUGUCCCACUUUUAAAAACACUUCUAGAAGGUGUUGAAAUGACUGAGAAACAACUUGCAGAGGUAUUUAAAAAGUUCGGAGUAGAAAAAUUCGACCCUACAAACGAGCCAUUUGAUCCGCAUAGACAUAAUGCAAUAUUCCAAGUACCAGACAGUACCAAGGAUCCGGGCACUGUUGCUAUGGUUCUGAAGUCGGGAUAUACCCUUUAUGAUAGAGUUAUUCGGCCAGCUGAAGUUGGUGUAGCUCAAGCAGUGGAGACUGAGGAAGACGCUGGCAAAUAAUGCAAAGGACAAGGCUUUCAAGCUCGGUGGCUGGUUUGGCUUCUGGAUGUCAUUAAGAAAUUUUGCAUGUGUUUGAGAUGAAUGAAAUAUAAUUAUAAUUUUAUUAGAUUAGUUUUGGAAACAUUUCCGGGUGGCAAUUAUUUCACCUAUUAUGUACAAUCUAAUUUUCCCAUUUUUUUUUAUUUAUCUUUUUCAAUAGUCAUAAAAACCAUGCCGCAAAAGGGCUUGGAUUACUUUA